Lathyrus sativus (Indian pea) is the source of this 345-nucleotide messenger RNA. NCBI's taxonomy places the organism in Eukaryota, Viridiplantae, Streptophyta, Magnoliopsida, Fabales, Fabaceae. The record is from the annotation of a GenBank genome assembly.
AUGGAGGGUGAUACAUACUCAAGCCAUGUCAAUGGAACCCAAAAUGAAGGCAAGAUCUUACAAACAUUUCAAAAGAGCUUUGUUCAAGUCCAGAACAUUCUGGAUCAGAAUCGAGUGCUCAUCAACGAGAUAAACCAGAAUCAUGAGUCUAGAAUCCCAGACAACCUCAGCAGGAAUGUUGGUCUUAUAAAGGAACUCAACAACAAUAUAAGAAGAGUUGUUGAUCUUUAUGCUGACCUUUCAUCUUCCUUCACCAAAUCCAUUGAUGUUUCUUCAGAAGGAGAUUCAAGUGGUGCUGCAAAAUCAGAAGGAAACCUAAGUCAUAAAAGACACAGACCUCUUUAG